AGUGAGGCUAUUAAUAUCUGGAGAGCCCACUCAUCUUUUUGCGUUUCUUCAGAAUAACCAAAAUCUCAUCUCAGUUGCUGACAUGUCCAUCGAGUUUCAAUCUCAAUCCAUUUCCACUCCGACGGCCCAAGCCCAAGACAGAUCCAACUCCGGCUGCGCCUUGCUAUUGCCUUCCUGCUGUCUGGGGCCACGACGCCGUUCCUCAUGGUGGGAGCGAGUCCGCUCCACCUCCUGGUCCCACUCCAAUUCGCCUUCAUCCGGUGACCGAUGGUGGUCGCGUGGCCUCAGGGCGCUCAAGAAGCUUCGCGACUGGUCCGAGAUCGUGGCCGGCCCCAGGUGGAAGACCUUCAUUCGCAAGUUCAACCGCAACCGCGCCUCCAAGCGCAUGCCCAAGUACCAGUAUGAUCCAAUGAGUUACGCCCUCAACUUCGACGAGGGCCAUAACGGGGAUUUCAACGACGACGCUGCCCUCCGCAAUUUCUCAACGCGCUACGCCGCCGUCAACGUGAAGUCAGUUUCCCCCAAGGCCCGUGACACCGACGACGCCGUUUUCGUGUGAGUGGUGGUACUACGCGUGGUUAACGCGGUGAGUCCUUUGGUUGGUAGCUGAGGCUGCCCCUUCGCCUUAUUUUUCACUUUUCAUUUCCUAUCGCCAAUUAUUUCUUUUCCUAUAUAGUAUAUACAUCCAUAUAAAUCGGAAUGGUCAUAUUACUGUGUAUAUACACUUUUUUUUUUUUUUCAUAUUUUAUCAUAAGUAAUUCAAUUUUUUUUGUAUGGUUGGAGCUUGGGUGGAGGAUCCAGGAAUUCAUCUUUGAUUUGAUUUGAUAAUAGCAUUAGGUAGUGAUUAUGAAUAUUAUUAUUAUGAGGUGGGGGUUUGCUUUUUGAAUAGGCAAUUGCAAUGAAUAGACUUAGGUACAAAUUGGGUAUUUGUUUGAAGUAUGUGACGUUAUUGAACCCUAAAAAUUGUCAUUUUCAUAAAUGUGAUGAAGGAAAUGCUCCCUUGUAAGUAGUGGAAGAUACUUUCUUAUAACAACCUCCACCCUGUAAACACAUUAUUCAAUUAAUAUUAGAUUGUGACAUUUCUUAUC
Messenger RNA from Vigna radiata var. radiata (mung bean), 1088 nucleotides. RefSeq lists its product as uncharacterized. NCBI's taxonomy places the organism in Eukaryota, Viridiplantae, Streptophyta, Magnoliopsida, Fabales, Fabaceae. The transcript has a single exon. The record is from RefSeq and is a predicted model, not a curated record. Bases 83 to 559 code for a protein of 158 amino acids.